This is a messenger RNA of Perca flavescens (yellow perch), 1501 nucleotides long. RefSeq names its product MRN complex interacting protein (gene mrnip). Gene Ontology annotation, biological process: mitotic G2 DNA damage checkpoint signaling. The coding region runs from base 399 to 1325 and encodes 308 amino acids. Gene Ontology annotation, molecular function: chromatin binding. Lineage: Eukaryota; Metazoa; Chordata; Actinopteri; Perciformes; Percidae. Gene Ontology annotation, cellular component: nucleus. The record is from RefSeq and is a predicted model, not a curated record. The transcript has 7 exons.
UGUUAUUGUAUUGUACUCACGCGCCACCAGGGGGCGGAAUCGCACCAAAUCGUUGUUUGCAAACCGCCAAUGAACCCCAGAGAAGAAGAAGAAUAUAGGCUAGUAGAAUCAGUAGAAUCCAUAGUAUAUAAGGUAGAAUCACACGUAGCCAUAGCUUGUAGCCUACUGGACUGAUCGAUGAUCGAUGUAAACAGAUAACAGUAAAAGAGAGACUUUGAUAGAAGCGUUGCUGCUGUCCGCCGGCUGAUCGGAGGAGCUCGGCUGGGCUCGGCUGGGCUCGGCUGGGCUCGGCACGGCUCGGAGACAACACACACGGCCGCUGUGACGUAGCUUUGGAGAGAGUCAGACGCGGGGAAAUUCAAGCGGAGGAUCAGAAACGAGCCGGUCUGUUCGGCGUCAUGGUUCAGGAGUUUCACGUCGUCAGGUGUUUCAGCUGUCAGAGCUUCCAGGUUCACCAGGUGAAGAAAGUGAACAGGUGGAGCUGUAAACUGUGUGGAGAGAAACAGUCGUUGAAGAAGGAGUUUGGGCGGGGCUCCGGGGCCGACUGCAGACGUCAUGUCCAGAAGCUCAACGCCAUGAGAGGAGCCGUGAUGGAGAAGCAGGAGCACCACACCUGGUCGCUAUGGAAACAGGAAGUAGAAGAAGAAGAAGAACACGAGCAGGAGAGUCCUGGGAGCCGCUGGAGUAAAUACCUGCCCCCCCCUGAGGAGGCGGAGCCAGAAGACGAGGACGAGCAGCUCCAUAGCAACAACCCAGCUGACAGGCAGCAUCUCCAUGGCAACAACCCAGCUGACAGGAAGAGGAAGAGAAGAGAGAGACAGACAGACGGAGGACGGAGCAGCUACACACCUGAACAGUUAAACUGGUCUGGGACAACCUCAGCUGAGACCACCAGUUCUCCCAGUACCAGUCUGAACCGGGCCAGCCUAAACCAGCCCAGCAUGAACCGGGCCAGUCUGAACCAGCCCAGGUCCAGUCUGAACCAGCCCAGUUUGAACUGGCCCAGUCCUCCCAGUAUGAGUUCUGGACCAGCCUCCAGGUGGUCUUGUUUCCUCAGUAGUUCUGAGAGUCAGACGGAGGGGGCGGAGCCUCCGGUCAGUGGGAGGAGUCAGGCAGUGGGCGGAGCUACCUUGCUGCCCUGUAAUGAUGUCAUCACCCAGGGGGCGGAGCCUCUGGUCAGUGGGAGGAGUCAGGUAGUGGGCGGAGCUACCUCGCUGCCCUGUAAUGAUGUCAUCUCCCAGGCCCGGCCCCGCCCCCUACUUCCUGUUUCCUCCAUGUUUGACAGCGGCGAGGAUUUCAGCUUCGACGACUUUGAGAUAAACUGAAUCUGUGAUUGUUCAUUUUUUUUGUCAAUCAGUUAACCAACCAAUCGUUACCGUUCUAUCACAUCAAAAUAAAAUAUAUUUUGUACAUGUUUGUUUACACAAAAAGACAUACUGUAUUUGUACUGUACUAUGUAGUUUGUAUUCCUACUGUUAUUUCAAAAAUUAAACACAUUGUA